AUGGUCUCUGUGAAAACAAAACUUCUUGUAACAUUGCUUGUUCUGCAGCUCUGUUAUGCAGGGACUCACAUUGUCUCCAGGGUUGCACUAAACAUUGGUGUCAGCAAGGUUGUAUACCCAGUUUAUAGGAACCUCAUUGCCCUGCUUCUGUUGGGCCCUUUUGCUUAUUUCUUAGAGAAGAAGGAGAGACCACCUCUUACUUUCUCUUUGCUGGUUCAGUUCUUCCUUCUAGCAUCACUGGGAAUCACUGCAAACCAAGGCUUUUAUCUCUUGGGGUUGUAUUAUGCCUCUCCAACUUUUGCAUCUGCAAUGCAGAACUCAGUUCCAGCAAUCAAUUUUGUCAUGGCUUCUGCUCUGAGGCUUGAGAAGGUUGAUAUCUCAAGGAGAUAUGGACUGGCAAAGGUGCUGGGAACCAUUGCAAGUAUAGGAGGUGCCACAAUCAUCACUAUCUACAAGGGCCCUCCUCUUCUGCACCAGACACAUCCCCAACUGGGAAAUUCCUUGGAGGAAGACAUGUAUUCCAGGAAAAUGCAGAACUGGACAUGGGGCUGUGUAUACCUGGUUGGACACUGCCUAUCAUGGGCUGGUUGGAUGGUCCUUCAGGCACCUGUGUUGAGGAACUAUCCAGCUAAACUCAGUCUCACUUCAUUUACAUGCUUCUUUGGAUUGAUCCAGUUCUUGAUCAUAGCAGCCUUUGUAGAAACCAACCCUGAGCUCUGGAAAAUUCAAUCAGGAGAAGAGCUUUUCACAAUUCUAUAUGCUGGAGUUGUGGCAGCUGGGAUUGUCUUCUCCCUUCAAACAUGGUGUAUUCAAAAAGGAGGUCCUGUUUUUGUUGCUGUCUUCCAGCCUAUGCAGACGCUUUUAGUCGCUGUCAUGGCAUCUCUAAUUCUUGGCGAUCAGUUAUACCUUGGAGGGAUUAUCGGUGCAGCUCUCAUUAUGCUUGGUCUUUACUCGGUUCUAUGGGGUAAAACAGAAGAAAAGAGAGUGGGAAGCCAAGAUCAGGAACAGACAUUGACAAAGCAUCUUCUUGAUACUGAAAAUAGAGAUAAAGAUGAUGCUCCUGCAUCAGACAUUCCAUGACUACUACUCCUCACAUAUCAAGAUAGCUUAUCUCCAGAUAAGAAGAAGCUCAUCGAGCUUGAUAAUCCUAGCCCUUCAACAUGUAAAUCUAAGGGGUCUUUUCUUUUUUCAUUUUUUUUUCUUAGUUCUAUUGUCAAACUAAGCUGGGAGUGGCUUGCAAGUGAAUCAAAGAGAGAAGCCCAUUUCAAUGGAGUAUAGAUUUGAAGGUCUGGUAUGGUGAGUUAUGGCAAGUCAUCAUCACCCAUGAGACAAACUGAGGCUGGAGUCAUUGGAAGUGAGGCUGAAUGAUUGUACACUAGUACUGAUUUGGAUCUAAAUAUUAUAUAGAAGCAGCAAGAUUUAUGUAUUUGAAUAUUGGAACAA
Molecule: messenger RNA, 1443 nt
Organism: Vitis riparia (riverbank grape)
Lineage: Eukaryota; Viridiplantae; Streptophyta; Magnoliopsida; Vitales; Vitaceae
Product: WAT1-related protein At3g18200
Exons: 7
Coding region: 1-1080 (359 amino acids)
Cellular component (GO): plasma membrane
Molecular function (GO): transmembrane transporter activity
Source: RefSeq, a predicted model, not a curated record